Harmonia axyridis is the source of this 3537-nucleotide messenger RNA. Its product is annotated as dual specificity mitogen-activated protein kinase kinase dSOR1-like. The coding region runs from base 225 to 1379 and encodes 384 amino acids. The record is from RefSeq and is a predicted model, not a curated record. The transcript is spliced from 2 exons. Lineage: Eukaryota; Metazoa; Arthropoda; Insecta; Coleoptera; Coccinellidae. Gene Ontology annotation, molecular function: ATP binding; protein kinase activity. Gene Ontology annotation, biological process: protein phosphorylation.
UUUGUGGUCAACUUCAACUGUGGAGGUAGAAAUUAAUCAAAUUUUUGAGACUUGAGAGCCUUCUUGGACUAUAUAUAAGUUGGAAAAGUAAAUCUCGAAUUCUUCCAACAAUUGCUCUGAGAGAUGGAUAUAUUGAAUAUUUUUAAACAAUUCGUGAACAUAUGAAGUAUAUUACAAUUGAAAACUGUAAUCAUUAUCAUUCAAUCUACUAUUGAGAUAUCAAAAUGCCAAAAAACAAAUUGAAACUCACUUUACCUCCUGGUUCUAUUGAUCAAUGUUCUACAACACCAACAAAUGGUUUCAAUGAUAUGCAAAAACAUGAAUUGACUAUAGGCUCCAUAGAUCAUUUGACUGCAAGAUUAGAAGAAUUGGAUAUGGAUGAUAAACAAAUUAAAAAAAUUGAAAUUUUUUUGGAUCAGAAAGAAAAGAUAGGGGUUAAUCUAACAGAUGAUGAUUUUGAGGAUUUAGGAGAACUAGGUUCAGGCAACGGAGGUGUUGUUAUCAAAGUAAAACAUAAAACGAGUGGAUUAAUAAUGGCUAGAAAACUGAUUCAUUUGGAAGUAAAGCCUGCUGUUAAAAAACAGAUUAUUCGCGAAUUAAAAGUUCUACAUGAGUGUAAUUUCGCUCACAUUGUUGGAUUUUAUGGAGCUUUCUGUAUUGAUGGUGAAAUAAGCAUCUGCAUGGAAUAUAUGGAUGCUGGAAGUUUAGAUUUGAUAUUGAAGAAAGCUGGAAGAAUUCCAGAAAGUAUUUUAGGCAAAAUAACUUCUGCUGUUCUCAAAGGAUUGAGUUAUUUGAGAGAUAAACAUUCAAUAAUUCAUAGAGAUGUGAAACCUAGUAAUAUUCUAGUAAAUAGUAGUGGAGAGAUUAAAAUUUGUGAUUUUGGUGUCUCUGGACAACUUAUAGAUUCAAUGGCUGAAUCUUUCGUAGGAACAAGAAGUUACAUGUCUCCUGAAAGAUUGCAAGGAACCCAUUAUUCGGUUCAAAGUGACAUAUGGUCCUUAGGUCUAUCCCUGGUAGAGAUGGCUAUUGGGAUGUAUCCCAUUCCACCGCCUGAUGCCAAAACGUUGGCUGCGAUUUUUGGAUCACAUCGUGACGCCAAUGCUGAACCAAUUUGUCCAAGACCAAUGGCAAUUUUUGAAUUGCUCGAUUACAUAGUUAACGAACAACCGCCCAAACUACCUGCAGGCAUCUUCACCGACGAAUUCAAGGAUUUCGUUGAUAAAUGUCUCAGGAAGAAUCCCGACGAGAGGGCGGAUUUGAGGAGCUUGCAGAAUCACAGCUGGAUCAAAAAGUCAGAGACUGAAGAUGUGGACAUUGCUGGUUGGGUAUGUAAGACGAUGGGCAUCUCCCAACCCGACGGUUCAAACGAUAAUAGAUAGAUUGUUUUGAUGUGCUUCUUGGCAUCUUGAGGAUGUUUUUUUUGGUUUAAGCAGUCAAACAAGAGCUGAAAGCGAUCAGAAGGGCUGGGAGUAGAUGCUCCAAGCGCCACUUCAUUAUGUCGUCGGCAAAAAUUUAUUAUCGUUUUAAUCGAUUCAUUAGCCCAUAGUAAUAUUGAAAAAACUCAGAUUUCAUACCAAAUAUUGAUGGACAAUGGAUCAUCAACUUGACGGGCUUCUGUGACGUCAAACUACAAGACUGUGAAGUUAUCUGUAUGAAUUCUAAUAAUUACAUUACUUGAAUAUUUUAGCAUACAAUUCUGUAUAGAGAUUGUUAGGUAUUCUAUAAUGUAUUACAUGGCUAAAAUAUGGAUAAUUGAUUGAAAAGUACACUCAGAAAGGAAUUAGAUCCCCCAAAUAUCUCAUUUGUUAGUACAAAAGAUGUUACUCCAACCAGUCUUCAAUCAAAAAAAUAUUUAGUUAGUAAAUUUUGUUUGAAUUUCUUGUGGACUUUGGAAAGAAAUAUCAAUCGGCAAUUGAAGGCAGUGAAUAGGGUCAGUAUAACUUUCAACAGUUACAGUGUUGAAAUCCUCAGAAAUUACUUCCGUAACAAACACUAAUAAUGGUCAAAUUAUUUUAUGAGUUGUUGUGUAAGAGAGUUUGGUAACAAGGUAUUUUAGGCGAACUUUCGUACUUGAGUUAUUACUUGUCUAAAUUAACUGGACAUUAUAUGAAUCAUGAUGUACAGCUAUGUGCUACUUAUCCUCAGAAAAUUUUCAAGAAUAGAGAAUUGACUAUUUGUUUUGGUUAGUGCUCAGGGGAUAACUCGCUUGGCUGCGCUAUAUCUCUCCCAUUCAAUUUUGGUGUAUGUUAGUACCGUAACAUUUUUCUGUAGGUAUCUUGGUAUCUACCAGAUACUUUGGUUUCUUUCAUUUUAUAUUUAGUUUUUACUAGAAUUUGAUACAAGUCCCCUAGUUUUGUAAAUCCUUCUUCGAGGUCUGGGAUUAUUCUACAGAUCUCACAACACGAAAGCAUGUGCCUUUUCAUCUUAAAAGUUGUAGGUGUGGCAUUCGUAGUUGGUAUGUAUGAAUUGCUUUUUAAUCUGAUGUUAUUCUUUUAAUUUUGCUAUGAAUAGUUUUGGUGUAUUUUGUCGUAUUCAAUGUGGAAUUUAUCUUUAUACAUCGUGUUAAAGGAUACUGUUGAUGUAUCAAAUAUUUUAUCUAUCAUCUCCAAGGUUUUUAAAUUUCAAGAAUAAUUUCUCUCCAACUAAUACCAAUGUAGUCCUCUCUGUCAGAUGCUGAUGAUUCACCAUUUUCAAGGCGAUCUGUGUAUUAAUUUUCACAUUACAAUUUAUCAUGAAUGCUUAUUUCUAUUUGGAUGUUAGAGGGUUAAGUAAGACACAGUUUUCAUGAAAUUCGACAUUUUGAAAUAAUACACCAAAGUCAGGAUAAUUUUGAAUUAUCGCCUACACCUAAGAAAAAUCCUACCUACCUUCAGACAAAACGUCUGAACACAUUCUGGGUGUUUACACUAUGCCGGUAUGCAUAUACAAGGGCCAAAUGAGAAAAUUUAUUUAUGAAGACCACACCCUUAUUAAAGUGAAUAUCUGUGCACUUUUGGCUUCACAUAAUUUCCAAAGGAUUUUGGAAAUUGUGGGGCUAUGCAUUUGAUGAUAUAAAUGGUUCAGCAACUAACUAGUUGCGUUCAUCGAUUUAUGUGCCCUACAAAUCAAGCCUGAGUAAUUUCAUUUGUGAUUUCUGGAAAGUUUGAGGUUGGUAACUUUACAAGUAAUAGUAAGAUAGAAAUUUGACCAUCAUUAGGAGUCAUAUUAAGGAUGUAAGUCGACAAGUAAUCUGAUAUCAUAGAAGUUCCAACCAAUCACUUAGAAUUGGCGAAAUAAUAAUAUCUGGAUUGUUUAAAUCUCAUGAAAAAUGAGUUAUACCAACGGUGAUAAUCUGGUAUAAAAUUUAUAUGUUGCAAUAAAAUUUGCCAUAUUUUAUGCUAUCUGCGUUUAUCUAUGGAGUGUAAUUUUACAUAAAUAUGAUUCCAAUUAGGACAGUAGAACACAUUAGUUAGACACUAUCUACUCUUUUAUGAUAAAAGCUAACUUUUUUUAGUUUUACUGUUACAUAUUGAUACUUGGAAUAAAAUGUUUAUACGA